Pyrenophora tritici-repentis Pt-1C-BFP is the source of this 1620-nucleotide messenger RNA. Its product is annotated as ProP, Permease major facilitator superfamily. Lineage: Eukaryota; Fungi; Ascomycota; Dothideomycetes; Pleosporales; Pleosporaceae. The record is from RefSeq and is a predicted model, not a curated record. Gene Ontology annotation, molecular function: transmembrane transporter activity. Gene Ontology annotation, cellular component: membrane. Gene Ontology annotation, biological process: transmembrane transport.
AUGGCUGUGCCUUUGGAAUCGCCGCGCAACUCUAUCGAGUACUGCGAGACAUUCGCAGAAGGAGAGACGCUUCUCCCACCCCUAGAACCGGUCCACAGCCCGCCGCCAGUCGCUCGCAAGAAGCCAUGGGCGCUAUUUGCAUUCCUUAUUUGCGCCAUGAUCACCGUCGUUGAUAUGGGUGUCUUCAUCGCCAACCCGCCUCAGACGCGUAUAUUCGAAGCGAACAUAUGUCUCAAGUACUACCGCGAAGCCGACCCUUCCGUGAUACCCGCGGAUGGAAUCAUACCUGAGAAGCUCUGCAAAGUAGAUAGGGUACAGCAGCGACUGGCCAGCAUCUUCGGCUGGCAGGACAUGUUUGAUGCUCUGCCAGGCAUAUUCUUAGCAGUACCUUACGGGGCCUUGGCUGAUCGGGUGGGCAGGAAGUGGGUCUUCAUAGCCAGUCUGGCGGGCUUACUGCUGAGUUUUGCCUGGGGACUGAUGAUUUGCUAUUUCACCUCUCUUCCCUUGCAAUUGACCUGGUUCUCGAGCGCCUUCCUUGUCAUCGGCGGCGGCCCCAUGGUAGCCAUAGCGAUCGGUAUCACCAUGAUGUCCGACAUCGCGCCCCCCGAAAAGCGAACUACCAUCUUCCUAUACGUGACAGCCUGCGUUCUUGUCUCAGAGAUGGUGGCACCCAUUUUGGCUGCGCGACUGAUGGAGAGUGGGGAUUGGCUGCCACUUAUGCUGGCUAUGGGAAUACAGGUCUCUGGUGCAAUGAUCGCAUUGUUCUUACCGGAAACAUUGCACCUGCGCGAUCUCCCGGAGCCCAAAGAUAGAGAUUUGCAAACUUUUGAGCUCCAGCCGACAACCAGCGACUUUCACUGGCGCUCGCAGAUACGCAACUUCCAAGCCACGGUCCACUUCCUUAGAGAUGAUUGGACAGUAGCACUGGUCGUUUUCACAUUCUUGAUUCAUAGACUGGGCAGACAAGCCAUGGGUCUCCUCGUUCGCUACGCCUCGAAACGCUACACCUGGGAGAUCAAGAAGGCGGCGUACCUGACCUCGUUUCGUGCAGGUACAAAUCUUGUUGUAGUGGCAACCAUUCUUCCACUGGUCAACUACAUCCUCUUGAAAAGACUCCGGCUUCCGAGCCACUGGGCCGACUGUUAUCUUGCACGUGGCUCCAUCAUUUUGACCACUAUUUCCUUCUUGAUCAUGGGUGUUGCCGCACAGCCUGGUCUUCUGAUCAUUGGCCUUCUUGUCUUUAACAUGGGUACCGGUUAUAGUGCCGCUAUGCGCUCUGUUUCCAUUCACGUCAUUGGCGGUCAAUCGAGCCCAAACGUGGGUAAGCUGAUGAGCACACUUGCCAUGGCUGAGGCCAUUGGCUCAAUGGUUGCUGGACCGCUGUUGAACGAGCUCUUCGAGAUUGGUAUGGACAUGGGCAGUGCAUGGCUUGGGCUGCCUUUCCUGGGUUCUGUUGUUGUAUUCGCCUUCAUGACUGUGGCGACAUUUGCCAUCGACGUGAAGGACAAGGAGCCUGCUUACAUUGAAGUGCACAGUGAGGACGAUGAUAUUUUCGAUGAGGAAAGGCCGACAGCUAUGCUCGAGCGUGAGGAUAUCACUAGAAGCAGAAAUCCCCUGUGA